Messenger RNA from Bactrocera dorsalis (oriental fruit fly), 8232 nucleotides. Its product is annotated as streptococcal hemagglutinin. The record is from RefSeq and is a predicted model, not a curated record. The transcript is spliced from 7 exons. Lineage: Eukaryota; Metazoa; Arthropoda; Insecta; Diptera; Tephritidae. Bases 579 to 4850 code for a protein of 1423 amino acids.
UUUUUUUCGGUUUCCUCGUUUGUCGUUCGUGUCGUUCGUCGUGCAAUUUCUCUAAAAAAUUUUCAUUUUCUCGUGUUGUACGCAGAAAAAUAUAAAAUUUUCGCUUUUAAAAGUAAAUAAAAUUACAAAAAAUAGACAUAAGACUAAAGUGGACACAAUGUGCUAUACGUGUAUAUAAGAAUUGAGUAUUUUUCGCAAUUAUUUUCAUCUGAAAAUUGCAAGUGAAAAAUCGAAGUAUAAUUUCGGUCGUUGCCGCAGCAGUUGGUUAAGAAGAACGGAAAGGAAGAGAAGCAAAGGAACAUUAAAGAAAAAAGUUCACACAGUGGUAAAAAAGUUUAAAGAAAUGUGCGUAACUGUCGACGAAAAAUACUAAGAAAUUAUUAUAAAAUACAGAAAACUAAUUUAUUAGCCGUGUUUUGUGGAUACACAGAUUAAAAAUUAGCCGAGGGGUGGGUGUGUUUGAUAGCUUUUUCAAACAUUCUUGUCGUCAUUGUCGCGCUUGUUGCCCUCGCUCGUAACUAAAAGUUUUCAGAGAAAUAACUUAACACCACAGCCCUCACAAAUUUUUUUAUGCGAACAUGAGCUAUAAUCAGAAACCACCUGGUGCCGGCGGCAGCGGCAUGGGAGGAGGGAUACCGCCAAAUGGACCGAAUAAUCAGCAGGUGGCAAAAACAUUAGCCGGCAUACAACAGCAAAUGCAGAAUUUGGUUCAUGGCCAAAAUACGUUGCCGCAAUCAUCGCAGGCUGAGCUAAAUGUAUUUCUGCAACAACAACGUUUUCAAAAUAUGUUGAAGCAGCAGCAAUUAUUACAUUUUCAAAUGCAACAUCAGCAGCAACAGCAGCACCAACAACAACAGCAACAUCAGCAAAAGGAUCGUGGCGGCGGUAGCGUAGGAAUUGGUGGUGGCGGAGGAGGCGGCGGUGAGCCAUUAGCACUCACCAGAACUCCAGCCGCCGCUGAACUCCUAAAUAAAACGUUUCAACAGCAUCAGCAACAACAGCCGAAUGGUAGUGCUGGCGCACCUAAUGCUGCACUGAAUCAGUUUCAGCAGCAAUUGCAGGCGCUGCCAACAAAUAUCAUUCAACAAUUACAAACACUGCAAUAUCAAAUGCAACAACAUCAACAGCAGCAACAACAUCAGCACCAACAUCAACAACACCAACAGCAUCAACAGCAGCAGCAGCAUCCGGCACAGGCAGCGCAAGCUCAACACCAUCCAACCCAUCAACAACCGCCGCCACCAUCGCCACAACAACAGCAGCAACCUCAACCUUUGUUGACAGCACAUCAACAGCAACAACUACAUGGACAAUUCCAACAGCAACAACAAAAGGCACUCCAACAAUUCCAACAGAGCUUACGUUAUUUCCCUACAGCUGCACCCACACAACCAUCAGCAGCACCGCAACCCACACCCAGUGGCAAUAAAGGUGGUAGCGGCGCUGCAUCAGCACAGCCACCACCUCAAGCUCCACCACCAACCACAGCAAUUGGUAAUCAAUUAAAAGCUCCAAAUUUGCCGCCUAGCACACAAAUCACACCGGUGCCAGGUAAUGUGGGUAUGAUACCCGGCAGUGUGGCGCAACAAGCGGCCAAAAACACUUCGAGUAGUGUUCCAGUAACCACGCCAACCACCGCUGCGAUCUCUAGCUCUGCCAGCGGUGGUGGUGUUAACGCUACCCCAACUGUCGGCACAAAACAGGCUCCAACGCCCUCCAUUUCAUUGCUACCGGCCAAAGCAGGGACGUCAACCGCAGCACCAACAGCAGCACAUCAACAAAAUAAAUUUGGCGCUGGUAAAACAUCACCAGUUGUCAGUGCUAUACCACCACCAUUCCCUACACACUUUCAGAAACCGUCAGCUGUAUCGUCUAGUGGUAAUGCUACAGCCACUACCAACAUAGCAUCAACGGCUAAAUCUGGUGGUUCAGUGCCUACCGGUUCGGCAGCUAUGCAAUCUAGUGCCUCAACAACGGCGGGUUCGAAUAAGGCACCACAGCAGCAGUCCGUCAAUCCUGUACCGCUUACGAAACAAGCCACGUCAGCGCCAUCGCCAUUGUCGGCUUCCCAAUUGCCAGCAACAACUGGCGCACUUACAACUUCUCCGGCAUUAACUACCACUACAGCACCAACCACUGCAAGCAGUGUCAUCUCAAGUGGUACAGAUCAAACUACAGCAACACAGAAGGCUAUCAAUUCAAUACCGAACUCGCCUGUGACCACUGGUGCCAAUAUUACUCAAUCUACAAAUGCCGAUAAGAAUGUUAAGGGCGCUACAACUGAAACGACCGAAGCAGUUAAAGGCGCAGAAAAGUCGAACGAAACGUCAGCAAAAGCAAAGGAGGAGCAAUCCCCGGCUUCAGUUCCAUCAAAACCAGCUGUAGCAGAGACGAAAACAGAAAAGAUUGCUGAUUAUACAGCUGCCAAAGACACAAAUGCUGUUAUGUUGGCGGAUGCCAAAGCUAUGAAACCGACUGACACGGAAGGUGCAGCCGAAAAGUCAAACCCUACUGUGGAUAAUAAAGCGACAGUAGAUAGUGUAAGUGGCAUUACGGUUGGCAGUGAGAAGGUCAGCGAUAUGAAGAUAGAGCAAAGCAAGCCACUUGUUGUAAAGGACCAAGACAGUAACACCAAGACCGAGUCUAAGACUGAUCAGGGCAAUAAAGGAGAAGAGAAUAAGAACUCGAAAAAUUUGGAGUCAUCUACAGAAACAACUGGCAAAGAAGAAAAAACCCUACCUGCAACUAAGGAACACGAAGAUUCAAAAACCGUGGAGAAAACCACGGCUGCUUUAGCAACUAAAGAAAGUAAUGAAAAUACCGAACCUAAAGUGGCGACAGCACCUAAAGAUACUGAAAAAACGGAUAACACCAAGGCAAAACCUGAAGAGUUUGUGACUAAUUCAGACAGUGUAGCCAAUAAACAGAUAAGCACAGAGAAGAAAGAAACUUCAAACGCAAUAAAUGACGUUAAAGCAACAGUGGCGGCCACAACAAUCGCGGACUCAAAAUCAAAAACCAAUUCAGUCACAAACGAGGUAGAUAAGCGUCAAUCAGGCAAUGCACAUAUAAUCGCUGAGAAGCCUAGAGAAGAGAAAAUUAAAAAUAUAAAGUCAGAAAAGGCAUCCGCAACAGCUGCUCAAGCAACAUCGUCGGCCGCUGAUCAGUCAACGCAGAGCAGCAACGCUAGCAGCAACAAUAAUCAUGCCACUGCAAAGAGCACAAAAACAAAAGCAGCCGAAGCUGCACCAGAUUCUACAAAUAGUGCUAUCACCGACGCAACUAGCACACCACUUAAGCGUUCAAGUCGUCAACCGAAAACGGCAACCAAAUCAUCGGAGAAGGCAACGGUUGAGAAAACCGAAAAAGUAUCGAGCAGCAGUCGGUCGCGAAAAUCGAAGAAUGGUGUUAGCAGCAGCAACAGUAACUCCACCGUCGAUGCGCCCGCCACACCAAUGACACCCAAACCCGAACAAGGGCCCAGCACCAGCGCCAAUGAUCGCAAGAGCUCUCGUCACCGUCUCAAAACUAUACCAUUUCAAAGUCCACUGCCUGAAUUGGCAUACAUCACAAAAUUAUCAGCCAGCGAAGCUUCCAAUUCACCAAAGCCCAUGUCCAUGGAAGACAAAUUGAUUGUUUUCUAUAAAAAUGAAUAUAUGGCGGUGCGCAAUGCAGAAGGUACUUUUUACUUAUGUCAAACGAUGCAGAAUGUUUAUCGUACAUCGCCACGCAUUAGUAUUCGUUGGCUAUCGGAAGAUCCUAAUAAUAGUGGCAUUUAUAUACCUGAUUUCUAUGAUCACACCGACAUUGAGUGUGUGCUCACAACUGUCGAACUGAAACGAGUCGACAAGGGUCAUCUCAGUUUACCGAAAAAGGAGCAGACACGCAUAGAGAGUAUACUCAAAAAGGCUAUCGAUGUAGAGAAAGGACUGGUGCCAAGACCUGAACUCACAGAGGAGAAUCCCGAUGGGCUUGAUCUAUCAUUGUACAAAGAUGAAUCUCAAAUUGAAAAGAAAUCUGCGACGGGCACAACUCCCACUGCUAUACGUAAAUCUCGUCGCAGUGGUAAUAAUGAAAUGGGCACACCAACAACUGCCAAAUACAAUACAAGCGCCUCUUCGUCAGCCACGUCUGCUGCGAAGCGCCGCAAACGGGGUCGUGCAAGUAUCGCCAGCGGUGCUGCUGGUGAUAACGGUGUGAAAUCGUCGGCAAAGAAGAGGAAAUUGGCCACCAAACGUAAAUCGAAAUCAAAGAAGUCGUCAACUACAGACGAGGAAAACGACAGCAGCGAUGAUUCUGAUGCAGAAUAUAAACCAAAUCAAAAGAAUACAGGAACCGCUUCGAAGGCGUCACCACGAGCACAGCGCUCACCAUUGGCAAAGGCUAGGGCGGCAUCGCCAAUUAGUUCAACGACAGCGCGAACUAAAAACCUACCUGCGAAGUCAAUUCCAACGGCUAGCAGUCGCGGUGAACGAGCGAACAAACGAAAAGCAGCCACAGAUGGUGCAGCAGCAACGGAUAUUGCACCAAUUCCAACUAAGAAAGCUGGCGGUGUUACAACUGCUGCUGCUGCUGCUACUCCAACAACUCCAAAUGCCUCAAAAUCAACUAAUUCAAAAAGUAAAACAGAUCAAGAUGGUAUAACCGAAGCGAACAAUAGUAGUGCGUCGAUUACCAAAAAGGUCACCAGCAGCAGCUCAGUGGAAACCACGAAUGUGGUUAGUAGUACAACAAAUGCGAGCAAUGCAACAACACCGGAGCAAACCACAGCUGCCACCUCAAUCAACAGUGGUGGCGGUGGCAAUGGCGGUAGUUCGAACAGUAAUCGGCCGACCAGAAGUCGGAAAUAGAAACUAUAAUUAGUUAGGAGAGAGUAAUUGUAAUUUAUGAAAAGUAGUGUUAUAAUGCAGUUAUCGCAUUCCCACAAAAGAAAAUUAACAAUUUCAAUACGCUCGAAAAACACACACAGACACAUACUCAUACACGCAAUAGCACAACAGCAGCCUGAAAAAAAAAAAACAUUUCUUUUUAAAGCGAAAUGAUGGCAUUUAAAAGAAAUCCCUUUAAGGCAUGGUGCAAGAUGUCAAUGCUAUCUGUGGCGUCGCUAAUCUGACCAUAUAGCAAAUCUAGCAAUAAAUUUUAACAGCAGAACGUUCGAACAAAGUGUACAUUAGUUUUAGAAUGUAUGUAAAAAAAUGUAGAUGUAACACAACACAGACAGAACUUCAGAUAGGACACAAAAGGGGGCGUAGAAUAGGUAUAUGCAUAAAUCGAAAUGAUGUUGAUAUAUAUUACUUUUAUUUUUAUUAAAAAACUUUCUUCCAUUAAAUGCUUAAUUAUGUGCUACUUAUUUAGUAAGCAUAUGUAUUUUUGACACCGAAGAAAAAAUUUAGCAGAAACAAUUUGCAAGUUAUUGCUAAUAUCAGAGCUGGACUUACUUGGCAUUAAAUAUAGUGUUAACGACGUCUUCUAUAUGUAUGUUUCUAAUGAUUUUAUUUAGUUUUUUUUUGUAGAAAGUAUAUAAUGGUUAUAUAUUAGUUGUGUAUGUUUUUUUUUACUUUUAUGUAUAAAGCCACAACAGCUAAGAGAAGCGCUUGGUAUAUAAAAAAGAUAACAUUUCUUCAUUUAUGCAAAAUGACGUGCGCGUUAAAUGAACACAAUUCGCAAUUGUAGGUUAGAUUGUCGUAGAGAAGAAAGCUGUUGACCCAAUGACAUGCAAUACGCAUAGUUUGCGAAUGUUAGUGGACCGUAACAAACACAUGUAAAUAAAUACUAAUUUCACGUACUUUGCACCGAUGCUUUCGUUUUCGAAUAAUGCAAAAAAGGAGGCGCACAAGUUAUUUACGGUACGAGCGUCUGAACCCCAAAUUUAUUGAAGCUAUUAUGAGUUACAGCAGAAAGUUUUUAAUUUCGUUGUAUUAAAAAAUAAUAAUUUAUGAUUUAAGAUUAAUCGCUUAAACGAACAAAUUCAAACAAAUAACAAACCCAUACUAUAUCAAAUAUGAAAACUAAAACAAAAAAUACCAAUAUGAGCAUAGUUGCGUUGCUAAUCAAGGGAAACACUGUUAGUAUGUCGAGGCAAUAUUUAUACGGCGAUUUAAUAUCACAAUAAAAAACUUUAAAUUAAUGCAGGGACGAAAUCAAUAGUUAUUUGUGUAUGAUAAAAGUACUCAUUUCCAUUGAAAAAAUUGCACACAUUUAAACAUAAUUAAAUCGCACAUAAGUAUGUAAAUCAGAGAUAGAAAAAAAUGUAUAUUACAUUUUACUUCGGUUCGGAUGCAAAUUAUUAUUGACUCAAAAAAUUGAGUAGGAGUGGUAAAGUGUAAUGCAAGAGUAUAGCUAUUAAAUAAACUGUAUAGAAAACAGUUUAUCUAACAAGAAUGAAACAUGAAUUAAAAUUACAUAUUAAACUAGCCAUUCAAAUAUCAUCAAAUUAUAUUGUAGAUUGUAAUGUUUCGAAAUAUAUAUAUAUACAUACAUAUACUUAUAUGUAGUUCAUACAACAAUGCACCUAAAAUUUGUAUGAUAAAAAUGGCUAAGAGGACAAAAUAAUUAAUUUUAAUGCAAAUUGAUUUACAAAACAAAAAAUAAGAGAAAGAAAUUUUUGACGUGUUGAAAAAUGCAUUUCUUUUGUAAGAAAUUUAUGCUAAUAUGCAGAAAAUAAAAAUAGGAAAAAUAUUAAACAAAAUAUAGAUAUUUAAAUAUAAGAGAAACAUAUACAUAUGCAUAAGGAAUAAACUAUUUUUCCUUUUUAAUUAUUAGCAGUGCAGACACGCCCAUGUAAGUUUCUUUAAAUUAGGUUUUACCAUACAAAGUUUCAAACGUAUACACAUAUUAUAAAAUAUUAAAAAGCAAAAAAAUAACAGUUUAAUAUACAUAUUUGGGGCAAUUCGUAACAAAACAAAUGCAAAAAAAUAAAAAAUAAAAAAAAAUCAUAAUAAUACAUAUGUAGACUCACACAAAUAAAGUUGAUAUGAAUGCCGUUAGCAACCCCAAAUAUAUAUAUAUAUGCAAUAAAAUAAUAACAUAAGUUAUGUGGAAGAUAAAUCUACAAACACUUUAUGCAAAUAGAACAAGAAUUAUAAAAAUAUAAAGGUAAAAUUGUCCAAAACCCACAAAAAUUACUGUAAAAUUACAUAAUUUCACAGGUAACAUUGCAUUUUAGAUGCUUCUAAGUAAAGAAACAGACGGAAGCUAAAAAAAAGUCAGUUGAGAGGAGCUUGGGAAAUCAACAUCGGUAAUGAACAAGUUGUCGACAGUCCUUGGCGGAAUGAAAAAUCAGGGUCCGUUCCGCUUUCGUCAACCCUACUGUCAUGGGGACGGCUAAUAAUCAACUUAUGGUGCACGGUAGUUGGCAGAUGACAAAAAGUUUUUGGAAUAAAGAAGCAAAUGUCAGUGAAAUAUGCACUUAUGUGAUGUUGGCCUUGGUAUAUAUGCCUCUGCCUCUUCUAAAAUGCCUCUCUUAUAAGAAAAAAUCAAAAAAUUAACAGGCUAGCCGUAUAAUUAUAUACAAAAGGCUAAAACGAGCAAAAAUUUUAUAAGAGCAUGCAUCUAAAAUAAAACUGAAAAAAAUGUGCGAUACGUUCAAUUAUGUAUACAUGGAAAAACAACGUAUUUCGCCUGAAAAUAUAAAAUCCUAUUCCCCUUGGUUUUAGUGUUUUUUCGUUUUAAGAAUAUCCAAACAAAUACAUAACUAUGAAUAAAUUAAUUAAAACAGCAAAAUACAUAAUUCUUAAAAAAACAUAAUACAAUUAAAAUUAUUAAAAGAAUAUAUGCAUACAAUUUAAUUUACCAUUUAAGUUUAAAAUAUAAGUAACUAAAACAGAAAGGAAUAAAAUUCAUUUUGAAAUUCAAUAAAAAAAAUAAUAAAAAGUUUUUUGUUUUACUAGGGGAUUUGGUGGUUGUUUAGAACUUGAAUAAAUGUCCAGGAGCAGUUGGAAAUCAAAAUUAUUUUAGCCCCUAAUCAAGUCGGCUAUGUGCGAAACAUUUUAUUUUUACCAAAACAUGUCAACGAAACAUCUUAGCAAUGUAUCUAAUACUUUUGACCUUACCAUUCUAUCGAAACAGCUUUUUUACUGAACCUAUCGUUGAAGUGAUAAAUCCCUUAUAUUUUACCAUUCUGAAAUUAUCGGCACAAUUUGUUUGCUAUUCAACAUAGAAUGAAAACAAAGAAGAAAAUAUAUAUCACACCUAUCACCUCAUUUCCUAAGCACUAAGUACAGACAGUUUUUU